Messenger RNA from Nicotiana tabacum (common tobacco), 455 nucleotides. RefSeq names its product large ribosomal subunit protein P1-like. The record is from RefSeq and is a predicted model, not a curated record. Gene Ontology annotation, cellular component: ribosome; cytosolic large ribosomal subunit. NCBI's taxonomy places the organism in Eukaryota, Viridiplantae, Streptophyta, Magnoliopsida, Solanales, Solanaceae. Gene Ontology annotation, biological process: translational elongation; cytoplasmic translation. Gene Ontology annotation, molecular function: protein kinase activator activity; ribonucleoprotein complex binding; structural constituent of ribosome.
UGCAAUAUUAUUCUAGAGAUACAGAAAAGAUGUCUUCCACCGGUGAACUUACUUGUACUUACGCUUGUUUGAUCCUACAUGAUGAUGGCAUUCCUAUUAAUGCCGAGAAAAUUGGUACACUCAUAAAAGCAGCAAAUUUGAAGGUGGAAUCAUACUGGCCGAGCCUUUUUGCAAAACUUUGUCAGAAGAUGAACGUGGACGAACUUGUCAUGAACGUCGGCGUCGGCGUCGGCGGAACCGCGGCUUCUACCGCCUCUGCUCCCGCUCACGAUGCCGCCGCUGCACCUUCCGCCAAUGACAAGAAGAAGGAAGAAGUAAAAGAAGAGAGUGAUGAUGAGCUCAUGUUCAGCUUGUUUGACUGAGCGAUCCUCAACUUGUAGGCUCUUUAGUAUAUAGAGAAUUAUUGCUGGAUUAUUUUAAGUUUUUAAUAUUGGGGCUACUUUAUUAUUAUUUAA